Messenger RNA from Blastomyces gilchristii SLH14081, 1901 nucleotides. RefSeq lists its product as uncharacterized. The record is from RefSeq and is a predicted model, not a curated record. Bases 155 to 1783 code for a protein of 542 amino acids. The transcript is spliced from 2 exons. Gene Ontology annotation, molecular function: cholinesterase activity. Lineage: Eukaryota; Fungi; Ascomycota; Eurotiomycetes; Onygenales; Ajellomycetaceae.
AGAGAGAAAGACUGGGAGAUGUUCUAAGUGUUUUAGGGCAAAAGCUAACAAACACAUUGCAGACUCGGGAUGGUUUCGUUCACCUAUAUAUAAGAGCCCGCGAUACAUAUGUUGAGAAAGGCGGGCCUCCCUCUCAAAUGUCCAAUUUAUACCUAUGUUCACCAAAUCCAAAACGCCCGCCAUGUAUUUUUCCGUCCUAACGUUGACCAUAGCUCUCUGUGCCGCCACUGCCAACUCAACUCCAUGUCGCAAACCAAAAUGUCGACCUACGGCGACUAUAGACUCAGGGACCGUUGCGGGGACUGCCACCUGGCUUCCGUCCUCUACUCGCCCCGUCAAUAAAUUCCUUGGUAUUCCCUUCGCUGAACCUCCUGUUCGUUUUAAGGCCCCCGAACCAGUCCGGCCAUGGCAGAGAGUUUAUGACGCCUCCAGAUACAAGCCCUCUUGCAUCCAGCAGUUUAAUUACCCGGAAGAACAACGCAAUCAGUCAAUCGAAUGGUACAACACGCCUCCGCCUCCAGCCGGAGAGAGCGAGGACUGUCUAAAUCUGAAUGUCUUCGCCCCGGCGUCUCCACCCAAGGGCCCUAGGGCUGUCCUCGUCUGGAUAUAUGGAGGUUCUUACGUUUUUGGUUCCGGUUCUCUACCUCUUUAUGAUGGCUCCAGCUUUGCUGUUAAUCAAAAUGUUGUCUUGGUGACUUUCAACUACCGGACAAACCUGUUUGGGUUCCCCGGGUCGCCUGAGCUACCAGCGGCGGAGAAGAACCUGGGAUUGCUGGACCAACGGCUCGCUUUGGAUUGGGUUCGACGUAAUAUCGCAGCUUUCGGCGGUGAUGCAGAGAAAAUAACGAUUUUCGGAGAAAGUGCAGGCGGAGGAAGUGUCGAUGGCCUUAUCACCGCUCCGCCGAACCCUAUUCCCUUCCGCGCCGCCAUUAUGCAAUCUGGCCAGUCCACAGUAAGAAUGCUCGCUGCUGAUCCCGUUGCUUCAUGGGGCAAGCUUUUGGAGGCGACUAACUGCCCUUCCACAAAUGGCCUCGAAUGCGUUCGUGCUAUUCCUGCACUGGAGCUGAAAGCAAUCAUCGAACGACAACAGCUAGCAUUCGGUCCGAUGGCAGACGGCGGCGUCACCUGGGCAGAUACACCACGCCAAGAUCGUCUCGAUUCGACUGAUGAGAAAUCACUUAUUGCGCGCGUACCAGUGUUAAUGGGAAGUAACGCUGACGAAAAUCGUCCAAUCACGGUUGGCAUGAAUGACACUGAAGCAUUCCUCCGUGCGUCUUUGCCGGAUGUUCCGGGCGAAAUCAUUCAAAGGAUACUAGACACAUACCCUAUCGGUGCUCCAGGAAUCGGCAACGAACCCGAACGUCUCGCAGCCAUCCUUACUGAAUUUUCUUUCCAGUGUCUAGCAAGGCUAGUCACACAGGAUAGCGCAACGGUCGGUAUUGAUGUGUGGCGGUAUUAUUUCAACGCGAGUUUCCCGAACACGGAACUAUUUGAUGGAAGCGGAGCGUACCACGGAUUAGAGAUUAAGUACAUUUUUGGAACAUAUCCGCGAAAGGGGGCUACAAAGUUCCAGGUAAAGGUUGGUAAGGUGAUGCAGAAAGCAUGGGCGAAUUUUGCUAAGCAUCCAAACAAGGGCCCGGGAUGGAAGAAAGCUCCACGACUCGGGGUGAUCGGCGGUGGUGCCAGAGCUGGAAUAGGCGAUGAAGGGAGAAAGGUGUUUGCAACUAUAGAUUCCAAAAAUGUGGAUGGGAGAUGCGACGUGUGGGACGUGUUGUAUAACUAAUGCCGCUAGUUAGCAGUGUGAUUAAUAUCGUGUCAAUUAGGCAUAGUUAUGAAAUGUACUUUACAUAGUUUUAUAGUUUCUGCCAGCUCUCUUUCGAAAUUCCUGCUGGAUAUCCCCC